This is a messenger RNA of Dendrobium catenatum, 1295 nucleotides long. RefSeq lists its product as uncharacterized. Lineage: Eukaryota; Viridiplantae; Streptophyta; Magnoliopsida; Asparagales; Orchidaceae. The coding region runs from base 355 to 1104 and encodes 249 amino acids. The transcript has a single exon. The record is from RefSeq and is a predicted model, not a curated record.
GCACAAAAUAAUCUCCUCCUGAUGGGUUUAUGUGAGCAUAUGCUUUCUUUUCUAGCAUGACAACCUGAGCAAGCAAAUGAAGGUGCAAAUAACCCUUUAAGGCUUUUAAGAGAAUAUGACUAAAUCAAAGGCAGUAAUCAUUUCAGACAGAUAAUUUAGAAUCUAAAGUCGAUAAGCAUAAGAUUAUAUCCAAAACAUUAUUCAGAACCAGAAUUUCUCAUUGAAAUGGGCUGAAUAAUUAAGAGACAUAGCUCGAUCACCCGUUAUAUAUAUACAUUCAGAAUCAAAAUUUCUCCUCCCAAAAUCAGUUCAACCAUUCCAUCCUGACCUUAGCUCUCUCCCUCUUCCAUUCCCAUGAAGUAUGACGAGCUCAACCACUUCAGCCACCCACAACAUAAGCUGCGUUUUGAGUACUCAGAGCUUCCCUUCAAAUGCGACGGUUGUCGCGAAGUCGGCAUUGGCUCUCGCUUCAAGUGCUCUCUCUGUGACUUCGAUCUCCACACUCACUGCGCCGCCGCCACCGUCGGCGCCAUCGCCCUCCGUCACCCUUUCUACCCCAAAUGCCGCUUCUAUUUCUUCCCUUCCCCUCCAGGCGACUCCCCUCGCUACUGCAACGCAUGCGGCCGCAACAUCGCCGGCUUCGUCUACCACUGUCGCACAUGCGGAUUUGACCUCCACCCCUGUUGCGCCGCCCUCCCGCACGUGCUCAAUGCCGAUGGCGGCCUCCGCCUCCACCUUCAACGCCGGGCUUCAGCGAAUUGUCAUAGGUGUGGGCGGAAGGGGAGGAGCUGGAGUUAUAGGAGCGAGUGCAAAAAGUAUAAUUUGCACGUGGCUUGCGUGACGGAGAUGUUAGUGGAGAGCUGGCAUGAGCUCUAUUAUGGCGGCGGCGGCGGCGGCGGUGGAGGAGGGAAAAAGGUUAUGGUGUCGGGGAAUAGGAUUCCAGCUAUUAGAGGGGCGGGGAUGAGUCAUCACCGGAGCGGGAAGGGAAAGGUGAAGAGGUGCUGUGAGUUGGCUGCGAUGGCGGUGCAAUUCGUUAUCUCCGCCGUGCUCGGGGAUCCGACGACUGUGAUUGCGGGGGUUGUUUCCUCCUUUCUCUUUCGAUGAUGAGUGAAGGUGAAUUUUAAAUUGAAUGAAUUAUCUGUAUUCGUUCUGCUCUGUAAUUUUUUUUUUUGGAUCUGUUUUGAGGCUUAGAUGAGUAAUAUAAAGCUAUAAAAAAAUCAUAUAUGUAAUAAAAUUAUAUAUAUGCAGAAGGUGUGUUUAGUCAUCAAAGCAAAUGAAGCCCUCUCUUUUUUUUA